AAGUGUGUGUAGGACUUCACAAAGUUUCCUUGUUGAACCCACCCCUUUCUGAACAGACAUAAAAGGAACAGAAACAUUGUGAUUUCAUUCUCUUCCUGACACAUGAUGGAUCUGCGAGUCUCUGUCGUUCUUCUUUUCUUUUUUUUCACUGGAGGAUAUUCUCUCAAGUGUUACUCUUGUUCAUCUGCUUUGACGGCUUCCUGUGAAGCAAAAGAGGAAACAUGUCCAGUUGGAUCUUCUAAAUGUCUAACCAGUACAGUGGAACAAUCAGUUGGUUCCACUAAGGUUUCCGCCAUAACUAAAGGGUGUUCAGAGAUAUGUGAUCCAGGGACCCAUCAGCUGCCAACUGGAGGGACAGUGACUGUCCGCUGCUGUGACACUGAUCUCUGCAAUGCAGCAGAUGGAGUGUUUAAGGGAAGCUUCCUCCUGCUCUUCUCUCCUCUGCUCUUCUACUUCCUGUUUCAGUGAGUCCAGAUUCAAGACUUCAGAUUCUACAGUGAAGAUCAGUGAAUAUGAGACACAUUCUGAUGCAUUACUAUAGUUCACUGAAUAAAAGUUUUGUUGCUCUGCUGUUCUUUGUAUCAUGAUUUGAGGAACUCAGAAAUAUACAUUUUAAUAAACAAAUACGAAACAAA
Messenger RNA from Megalobrama amblycephala (Wuchang bream), 635 nucleotides. Its product is annotated as beta-cardiotoxin CTX23-like. The coding region runs from base 103 to 468 and encodes 121 amino acids. NCBI's taxonomy places the organism in Eukaryota, Metazoa, Chordata, Actinopteri, Cypriniformes, Xenocyprididae. The transcript is spliced from 4 exons. The record is from RefSeq and is a predicted model, not a curated record.